GCCGGCGAGGAGGAGGAGGAGCAGCAGCAGAUGGACCACCGUUUGGGGCAAGGUCCGAGCGCCCCGACCUUUGGGAUGUGCAGGGCCCCGGUGGGCGAGAUGCCUCACUGGUGCCUGGAGUGUGGGAAGAACUUUGGGCAGAAGGCAGAGCUCGAAAAGCACCAGCUCCACCACGCCGGGCCCUGCUCGUACAUCUGCGGGGACUGCGGGAGGAGCUUUCUGGAGCACGUGGCCCUCGUCGCGGGCCAGGGGAGGUGCACCGCCGGGAACGCCUUUCACGCCGCCGGCUGCCGGAGGAGGAUUCCGCCUUUCGCCUCGAGCGAGACCGUCGUCCCGAGGAAGGAGCGGAAAGAGCUCUCCCUGCAAGAGAAAGUCCGGGUGCUGGAGAUGCUGGAAGGCCCAAAGGUGUCCCAGAGCGAGCUGGCCAAGCGGUUUGGCGUCUCCCAGCCCCAGAUCUGCCGCAUCAUCAAGAACAAAGAGCGGAUCCUCGCCGAGUGGUGCAAGAACGCCAACCCGGGCCGCAAGCGCAAGCUGGAGGACAAGGGCCCGCCCAGCGACGCGGCUCUUUUGCAGUGGUUCCAGCGCAGCUGCGUCUCCACCGAGGGGAUGCUUGUGCAAGACACGGCCGGGCAUCCGUCGGAGGGGAGGGAGCGGCCGGAGGGGGAUCCCGGGCGGGGUCGGCCGAGCAGCUUCAAAGCAAAGCCAAUGCGGGUUGGGUGGGAACGACAUUCAGCUGGAAAGGAGAGUGGCGAGCCGGUGGGGGAGGAGCCCUGGGAAAGCACGCUCCUCCCCGGUGUCAUGAGCAAAUACGAGCCCCCCAACAUUUACACCUGUGGGGAGGUGGGCCUCCUCUUCAGAGCCACCCCAGGGGAUCUGGCCCAGGAGAGGAGAGAGGACCAGCUGACGGUCCUGAUCUGCUCCAACAUGGACGCCUCCGAUAAACGGGAGGUCCUUGUCGUCGGGAAGACCCCGAAGCCAUUCGGCUUCCCCAGGACCGGGGGGCAGGAGUCUCCGCCGGCCGCCUACAAAGCCAGCCCCAAGGCAUGGAUGACGGCCACCAUCUUCACCGAGUGGCUUUGGACCUUCAACGCCGAGAUGCAGCGCCAGGGGAGGAGCGUGGCCCUUUGCUUGGUCCCGUGCGCUGCGCAUCCUCCGACGGAGCUCUCCAACGUCCGGAUGGUGUUCCUGCCCCUUCGCCCUUCCCGGCACCACCCUCUGGAGCAAGGGGUGAUCCAGAGCUUCAAGUGCCAUUACCGGAGGAGGAUGCUCAUCCGCCUCCUCGCUGGGCUCAAAGGGAAGGCCUCCUCCAGGUUGACCAGCAAACUCUCGGAGCACCUGAGCCUUUGGGAUGCUCUUCACCUGGUGGUGCAAGCUUGGUCAGAGGUUUGCCCACAGACCAUCACGAGCUGCUUCCACGCCGCCGGCUUCAGCUUGACCCCUCCCUUCCCGACCCCUCCCACAGAGCUGGUCCAAGCCCUCGGGUUCCAGAGCCAGGAGCAAUUUCAGCAGUUUGCGCUGGUGGAUGAUGGGCUGGCCUGCUUUGGCGACCAGGACGGUGCCCGGAUGGCCAAGAAGGGCCCGUGGGCCUCGGAAAGGAUCUGCACCACAGCAAAAGAGGAGGAGGAGGAGGAGGAAAAGGGCGAGACGGUUGCAAAGGCCGAGGGCCUGCCUCUGCCCCCCUGCCCCACCCAGGCAGAAGUCACCGCGAGUCUAGCCAAACUCCGGCGCUAUUUGGAGUGCCACUCUGUGCCCUUGGCCACGUUCCAGGCCUUCUACAACCUGGAGGACGUGGUUCACGAGAUGUUGCUCGCGAGCAGGCCGGCUUCAAGGGCCGAGGGUUUGAACCAAGAAUGACUCCGAGCCAGGACACAAGGACGUGUGGCUGUUUAGGGGAAGGCCCAGUGCAUCAUUUUCUCUUUCCCUCCCUCGUCUGUGCAGCGGAUGAUGGUCUUUGAGAGAUGCUGGGCAUGGCCUGAAGACGAGACCCCGCCACCCUGGACUGAAAACAUGCCAGAAGAGGCGCCGCGCUGGAUGGAGCGUCUGCGCCAAACGUCUCAUGGUCUUCCGGGACAAAGAAAAGAUUUUUGGGACCCAGCUGAAGUGCCCCCUUUGCCCAGCCUGUGGGCUUCCAGAUAGAGGUUGAACGGAAAUGCCCACCAUCCCCACCGGAGCAGGGCACCGAGGGGCUUCCAAGUAGGCGGCUUUGGUUUCAAGACCCUCCGGGUCCUUCUCUCUGCUGUUGUAGGGAAGGUCCUGGCCAGAAACUGGUCUAGGUGGAAGUUACUUUUUCUUUUCUUUUCUUUUUUGGAUUACAGCUCUCAGAAUUCCUCAGCCAAGAUGGCCAGCAGCUGGCCAUCGACCAACACUGGUUGGGAGGUUCUGGGUGCUGUAGUCCAAAAGCCGUAACAUCAUCCAUGAUCCCCUGGCAUCAAAUCCAUGUCAGCUGCCCUGCGACAGGAAGGCUGUCUUGGCAAACGGGGGCAGGCAGGUUGUCAGCUGUCCUCCCCCCACCCGCUGGAGCCACGUUUCGCUGCAUUUUAUACAGGUUAAGGGGCAGCUGAGCGGACACCACCCACCGCCGGACGGUCCCAGCAGCGUGGCACGGGCCACCAGUCCAGCCGAAGGCGCUGUGAGGUCCCAAGGCCCACCUGCCCACAAGAGAGCCAGAAGCCCAGAGCGAUGCCUCCAGCCCUGUGUGGGUGGCCUUGGUGGGAACCGGCUGCAGGUCGCCUUUGUCCCUGUAUAGCUGGCAUUCUUUUUUGUUUUGUUCCCUCAAAGACAUCCAUUGCUCUGCUGGACAGGCAGAAUCUGGUCGCUGACUUUCUGUCCUGGAGGAGGAGAAGCCAAGACGUCCCAGAAAAAAAAAGUUACUUCCUUGGGGACUGCAUCUGCCAGAAUUCCCUGGUUAGUUAGCCCUGCCGCAGCCGUCAGAACAUCCAAAAACACAAGCCCAAAAUGAUUUUUUUGAUCAUGUGAGACUGAAGAACCAGAAGCACUUCCUUAAAGAGUAACCCAUGCGUUGUCACAAGUAGAAGCGGAACCCGUUUGGGCAGUAGUAGUUCUCGGACACCGAUUCUGUGACCUUGGGCCACGUGUCACUUUCCAGCCCUGCACAGAGACUCUCUAACCUCAUCCCUCUGUGAACUAAUUCGUAAAGGAUGUAAAUACCCAAACCGACUGGUAACCAAUAAAAUGUUAGUAUC
Messenger RNA from Pogona vitticeps (central bearded dragon), 3203 nucleotides. NCBI's taxonomy places the organism in Eukaryota, Metazoa, Chordata, Lepidosauria, Squamata, Agamidae. The record is from RefSeq and is a predicted model, not a curated record.